Acromyrmex echinatior (Panamanian leafcutter ant) is the source of this 1652-nucleotide messenger RNA. It is a transcript of the gene Aatf, whose product is annotated as Apoptosis antagonizing transcription factor. NCBI's taxonomy places the organism in Eukaryota, Metazoa, Arthropoda, Insecta, Hymenoptera, Formicidae. Gene Ontology annotation, cellular component: nucleolus; nucleus. The record is from RefSeq and is a predicted model, not a curated record. Gene Ontology annotation, biological process: regulation of transcription by RNA polymerase II.
UUGAUUCAUGAAAACACAUUUUAUAAUCAUAACAUAUUUUAUAAUCGCCUAAUAAGCAUUAAUAAGUACAGAAAAAUGGCUAGGAAGAGUUUAGUGGAUGAAUUAAAUGUUUUAAUUAUGUCUAAACCGGAUUUUGGUUCAGAUGAAGAAGAGGAUACUAAGGCAAAAAUAGUAGAACCUUACAAUGAAAACGAUGACUCGAACGACAAAUUACAAAUUUCUAAAAUUCGCAAACAAAAUGUUGAUACUUUAGAUAAAGUGGAUAAGAGAUACACUGGUAAAAAGAUCUCAAGAAAAGACAUAUAUAGCGACGAAGGUGAUAGUACGAAUGAAGAUGCAAAAAGUAAAUGCUCUGAAGAAGAAGAAAUUAAUGAUAUAAUGGAGCAAAACGAGGAUGAGUUGUAUAGAGAAGCCAAUUUGAUAGAAGGAUCUACAAAUACCUUUGUUAACAUGUCUGAUUUGAAAGAUCAAAAUUAUUAUGAUAUAGGUAUCAAUACAAAUGAUCCAUUUUACAAACAGAUAAACUCUAAUAUUAAAACAAUGUUUGAAACAAAUGUUGACACAGAAAUAGAGAAAGGAAACUGUGUUAGAAAUCAACUGAAAUUAUGGGAAAAUUUCUUGGAAAUACGGAUAAAAUUACAGAAAUGUCUUGUAAUUAGUAACCAAAUGCCACAGCAUGAUGUUCAUAAAGAACUUGGAUCAGACAUGAAUUUUGUAAAGAAAGUUAAUGAAACUAAAAUGAAAUUGGCAUUAAUCAUGGAGAAUAUGUUACGUCUGAAAGAUCUUUUAUUAAAACAAUAUCCUGAAACAAAAAAUUUUUGUACUGAUGUUAAAAAGAUAAAAAUCGAUAAGAAUAAGAAUAUAAAUACAAAUGAUUCAUUGGAUAAAGAAAUAUCUUCUGAUACUGAAGACGAAUUAGAAAAUGGAAAGCAAUUAUCCAUUGAUAAAAAUACAAAAACGAUUGAAGAAUUAGUGCCUCAAAAACGUUUGAAAUAUAAUGACUAUGAAAAAAUUUUACAAAAAGAUCAUGAUUCAUAUAGAAAGUAUAGAGACUCUGUUAUUAAAAAAUGGAAUGAUAAAACACGAUUUGCUAUAGGCUCUUUGAAUAAAGGUUCUAGUCAGACUACAUUGAAACAAAUUGAAUUUGCUAUGAGCGAUAUAAGCAAGUUACGAAACAGAACUCAACUGAAGCGUUCUGAGUAUAAUGUUGUUGGUAAAUGUUUACUAAAUGGAGAUAAUGAUGGUAGAAGAAUUCAAGAAUAUGAUCCAGAAAUUUAUGACGAUGACGAUUUUUAUCAUCAACUAUUGAGGGAUUUGAUAGAGUAUAGAUCAUCGGAUAUGACAGAUCCUGUACAGCUCAGCAAACAAUGGAUCCAAUUACAGAACAUGCGUAAGAAAAUGAAAAGAAAAAUUGAUACACGUGCGACGAAGGGUAGGAGAGUACGAUAUAAUGUCCAUAAUAAAUUAAUUAAUUUCAUGGCACCCAUUACAGUGUAUGAUACAUGGACAGACAAUGCAAAAAAUGAAUUAUAUAAUUCAUUGUUUGGGAAAAUAAAAUCGACGGAGGAACAGAUAAAAUAGGUUGUGCAAAUUAUAGUAUACAAUUUUAUGUCUAUAAGAUAAAAAAAUUUAUACUCCAUGUAUGUAUUGCU